AUGCCCAACAGCAGCUCCAUGGCCCAGUUCCUCCUCCUCCUGGAAUUAGUAGACAGGCAGGAGCUGCAGCUCCUGCAUUUCUGGCUCUUCCUGGGCAUCUCCCUGGCUGCCCUCCUGGGCAAUGGCCUCAUCCUCAGCGUCGUAGCCUGCGACCACCACCUGCACACCUCCAGGGACUUCCUCCUGCUACACCUCUCCCUCACAGACAUGGGCUGCAUCUGUGCCACUGUCCCUAAAGCCAUGCACAACUCCCUCUGGGACACCAGGGACAUCUUCUAUGCAGGAUGUGCUGUCCAGGUCUUUCUGCUUGUCUUCUUUCUUGGAGCAGAGUUUUCCCUCCUCACCAUCAUGUACUACGACUGCUACGUUGCCAUCUGCAAACCCCUGCACUAUGAGACCAUCUUGGGCAGCAGAGCUUGUGCCCACAUGGUAGCAGCUGCCUGGGCUGCUGGGUUUCUCAAUGCUCUGAUGCACACAACCAAUACAUUUUCCCUGCCCCUGUGCCAGGGCAAUGCCCUGGACCAGUUCUUCUGUGAAAUCCCCCACAUCCUCCAGCUCUCCUGCUCACACUCAGGCUACCUCAGGGAACUUCCGUUUCUUGGGGUUAGUGCCUGUUUAGUGUUUGGUUGUUUUAUUUUCUUUGUUUUCUCCUAUGUGCAGAUCUUUAGGGCUGUGCUCAGGAUCCCCUCUGAGCAGGGACGGCACAAAACCUUUUCCACGUGCCUCCCUCACCUGGUCGUGGUCUCCUUGUUUGUCAGCACUGCCAUAUUUUCCAACCUGAAACCCCCCUCCAUUUCCUCCCCAUCCCUGGAUCUUGCCCUGUCAGUUCUGUACUCAGUGGUGCCUCCAGCACUGAACCCCCUCAUCUACAACCCGAGGAACCAGGAGCUCAAGGAUGCCCUGAGGAAAAUGAUGACUGGAUGCUUUUCGGGAGCAAUAACCUACCUCUUUUCUUCAGCAGAACACUCACUGUUUAAUCAUUCU
This is a messenger RNA of Myiozetetes cayanensis, 984 nucleotides long. Its product is annotated as olfactory receptor 14J1-like. NCBI's taxonomy places the organism in Eukaryota, Metazoa, Chordata, Aves, Passeriformes, Tyrannidae. The record is from RefSeq and is a predicted model, not a curated record. The transcript has a single exon. Gene Ontology annotation, molecular function: olfactory receptor activity; G protein-coupled receptor activity. Gene Ontology annotation, cellular component: membrane. The annotation marks the transcript as partial. Gene Ontology annotation, biological process: G protein-coupled receptor signaling pathway.